Molecule: messenger RNA, 5951 nt
Organism: Pseudomyrmex gracilis
Lineage: Eukaryota; Metazoa; Arthropoda; Insecta; Hymenoptera; Formicidae
Gene: Gp210
Product: nuclear pore membrane glycoprotein 210
Exons: 7
Coding region: 60-5801 (1913 amino acids)
Cellular component (GO): nuclear pore
Source: RefSeq, a predicted model, not a curated record
CGAGGCGGUCUUUUUGCGUUUUAAAGUCACGGUUGAAAGUGACCGAGCAACUGGACAACAUGUUGAAAUUGAUGUUAUUUCGAAAACUCGUGAUUUUGGGCCUGAUCGCAGGUGUUUGCGCAAACGGGAGAGCCUCCACGCACAGAUUGAACGUUCCCCGAGUUUUGUUACCCGUGUUCAACAACUUCGCGGUGAAUUUCACGCUAGAGGUUACGGACGGCGGCUGCUACAAAUGGUCGUCCUCACGGUUGGAUAUCGUACAACUGAUUCCCAUAAAUGAGAACUUCGAUCGAACGUGUUCGUCGGCGGUGUUGCUUCAGACCAUAACGAGAGAAUUGACCAGGAACACCGCGAUUGUAUUGGCGGAGGACAUUAGAACCAAUCACUUUCUGCGAUGCGACGUUAUAGUCGAUGUGAUUUUUUCUUUGAACCUCAUCACCACCACGAGAGAACUGUACAUUGAAGAUAUACCCGAAGCGUUCGAGGUACGGGCUAACGACGAACAAGGAAAUGAAUUCACCACUCUGGCGGGUAUAGAAUUUUUGUGGACCAUCGACGAUGCUGACAAACACGUGCCGUCGAAUGUGUUGCGCUUCAUGACCUACGAGGAGUCGCAGUACGAAAGGCCAGUUGGUGUAGCUACGUUGGACAGCGUUGGAAAAAGAGGUCACAUUGUUUUGAUAGAAGGCGUUAGAACUGGAACGGCCAAGGUGUCGGUCAGACUGCCGCAUCCGGAGUACAGCCACGUUCCGUCGAUACAGGUCGAGUUAAUUGUCAUCGCCAAUUUGAUCAUUAUCCCGCCGGAAAUAACAAUAAUGGCUCACGACAGCUUCAAGUAUAAGAUAAUGCACACUCGUCAGGGACGAUUGGAAGAGAUCAGUCUGCCUUCCACUCAAUACUAUCUAGAGGCCGAGAACUUCGACAUAUUGGCGAUCGAUAACGAUCACUACUUCGCGUACGGAUCCAAAACGGGUCGUACGAAAGUGUUUCUGCACGACAAAAACGUUCGCGACGAAUAUCCGGUUAUUCUGCCUUCCGCUAUAGUCAACGUGCAUCAAGUGUCUUACAUCUCUAUUUCUGUUUUGCCUAACAGGAAUCAGGGAUUGAUAUUGGAUCACACUCAUGAGAUCGUUGUCGAAUUGUACGACAACAAAGAUCAUAAAUUUCACAUCGGGGAAGGCGUGGAAGUCUCGAUGAUGAUAAACAAGCAAUACUUUGACGUAAAGUCGAUCACGCACAACGGCACUUACGCCGUCGUGGUGCCGAUCACAUGCGGAAUCACGCUCGUGGAAGCAACGUUGCACGGUAUAAUCGACAAACACGGCAGAAAAACCGUGUUCGAACAGAAACUUUACACCAAAUCCGAGCUCACGAUACACACACGGGUGCAAAUCGAGCCUCGCGUUCUGGCUGUUCCUUGGGACGUCGUAAACGAGUCCAGAUUCGAUGUGACGUUAAAAGCGAACGGCGGAGAUGGGUCGUACGUGUGGUCGAGCAGACAAUCGUCGAUAGUGUCUGUCUCUCAGAACGGCGCUAUCAGAAUUUUGUCAGCUGGCACAACUGAAGUGAGCGUCGCGAUGACGAGAAAUCAGUACAACCGAGACACGGCGAAGAUAUACGUGUUGCCACCCUCGAAGCUGAAGAUCAUCGAGUACAGCAUAGAGGCGGCUGUGGGAGAACCGAUUCACUUGCACGUCGCUUUGUUCGGAAAACUGAUCAACGGAUCCGACGUGAGGGAGAUUCCGUUCAGUGACUGCAAGAACGUCGAUAUCAAGAUCCACGUGUCGAACGAGAACUUUGUGCGGAGUCACGAUGGAAACGUGCAACCGGUCGGUGUGGCUUGUACCGUGAUAACGAUCACUAAUAAUCGCGGCGUCGGGACGUCCGACGUGACCGUGAGUUAUCACGCGAUUAGCAUGCCCGAUGGAUAUUUAACGGAUAAUAUCACCGUGUCGGUGUACGAGCCGCUCGUGGCGAUACAUCCGAAAACCAAGGAGACGUUACUAGCUGUGGGAUCCUCGAGAAACGUAGUCUUCAAAGGCGGACCGUUGCCGUGGGCGAACAAGUCCCAGGAUUACUCGCGACAGAUACAUCUGUCGAACGAGCAGAUUGCCGAGGUUGAGCAUUACGAGGACUCGCUGAGCGAGCAACAGUUCGACAAGACCGUCUUCCGUGUGAUCUGCAAGGCGUUGGGCGAAACAGCGCUUACCUACACGGUGUCGAACGUGCCUCUGUUUCCGAACUGUCGGCACACUCGCGUGUCGGAAACGAUCAACGUCGUCUGCGGUAAACCCAGAUACAUCUAUCUGUGGGCGGAGUUCAAGGACAGUCAAAAAUGUCCGAUCAGUCAGAACGCGGAGAAGAUAAUUGCGCACAGCGGCAAGCGUUUGAAGAUAUCCGUGUCCGUCAAAGACGAGGGCGGCAGACGGUUCGACAAUAUCACGAGUUUGAACAUCGAAUGGAAUUUGAAGCCGUCGGACAGCGGUGGCGUGGAAAUCCCCUCUGGCAUGAUAGAGGACACCUGGACGGAUGAGAAUGUGAUCCUGCCGAGGAAUCACUAUCAGAAUAUUAUUUUCAGGAAACAGUACGGCACACUCGCGGUGUUCGCGACGGUAACCGGUUAUCAGAAGCACAUUCUCAACAAACUGAGAAUCACGCCGGAGUGGCCACCGUUUCCCAUCGAGAACGAAAGAGGUGGAAUAGAGACUCCGUUGAUAGAAGCGUCCAUACACAUUGCUCUGGUGAACGAUACUCUCGUCAGUCCCGACAAAUUGAUGAUUCUGAACGAUUCGAGGAUGAAAUUGUUUCUGCAGGUGAGUCAGGGGUCCGGUUAUUACGAGUUGACUCUCAGUUCGGACGUUAUAGCGGACGUUGGGUAUGUUCAUGAGAGAAGAGCGAUCAGCGUGACGCCGAAGCAGCCGGGCGUGCUUCAUAUCACGUUGGAGGAUCUUUGCCUGCCGUCGAAAUCGGUGGUGGUGCCCGUGGAGGUCCAACAGCUGGCUGCGAUCGAAGUGGAUACCGUGAACAAGAUCGAGAAGGGAAAAUGCGUGAGAGCUGCUCUGAGACUGUACGACACGAACAAUCACAUUAUCGAGCUGCCGUCUCUCGGCACACUGGACUUUCGCACGGAGGUUGACAACGAGCACAUCGAGGUCGUGCAGUUGCCCGCGAGCGAGCAGGGUGCCGCGCCCUACGAACGAAUACUGUACAAGAUUAACGGCAUGUCCGAGGGAGAGAGUCAUCUGACCUUCGUGAAGAAGGGCGAUCGUGAGAUACGGAGCGAGACCGUCGCCGUGCAAGUGUUUCUCCCUUUACGAAUACAACCGAGAAAUCUGACGAUAUUAAUCGGGACGAUUUAUCAGAUACAAAGCGUCGGCGGUCCGCCGAAUACUGUGAUCGAGUUCUCGUCGGAGAUCGACGACGUGUUGCGCGUCGAUCGCAACGGGAUCCUCGAAGGAAAAUCAGUGGGCGGUACGAAGGUCUGCGUGCGCGCGGUCGGUCUCGACGCCAAGAACAGCAGGGUGAUCUAUUCGGAGGAUUGCGCCGACGUGCACGUGCUGCAUCUCGGAGGGGUGAAGAUCUCGACUCCGGUGAGCAGAGUGAAGACGGGCGCCGUGUUCCCGCUCUGGGCAUUCGGUGUUCCCGAUCAUCUGACGCCCCUCAUCAUUGGUUCCAUGCAGCUGCCGCUGAGUUUCUCGUGGUCGUCGAGCGAUCCCGGUCUGUUGACGUUGCACAACAUGUACGAGGGCACCGGCAUCAAUAUUAGAUACCAGAAUCAGGUAUCGCUCAGAGCAAGAGCUAUAAAACCGGGCGUGGCGACGAUCUAUCUCAAUGUCACUGUGCCCUGCAACAUGGUGUCUGGUUUCGGCAAGAACGACAUCACGUACACCACGUUCGUAAAGAUCGAGAUCUUCGAGGAGCUGCGGCUGAUCAAUCCAACACUGUCGGAGAACGCAUCGUCGACGAUACUGAUGUCGCCGAAUUCUCUGUUGCAGUUGCAAACAAAUCGAGAUAAACACGGCACGACAACUUACAAAACUGUUCUGUCGUCGAGCACACACAACAAGGAUCCUUCACUGCCUGCCCCUGUGACCGUUGAUAAGAACGGAGUUGUGAGAUCAGGCGAGAAUUUCGGUCAGACUGUCAUCUCCGUCACGAGCACGGAACCGUACAACUUGAAGCAGUCGUUGACGGUUGUUGCUCUAGUCAAGCCCAUUCACUACAUGAUGUUUUCUCUCAAGUCCAAACUACGCAUACGAAACAACGAGGAGUUGAAUAUGUUACCGAAAGGAAUGGAACUGGAUUACACUGUCAAUUAUUACGACAAUGUUGGAAAUAAGUUUCACGCUUCUGAGGCUACUGUCAAAACUAUGGUGAAUCGUGCCGAUUUAACGUCGUUCGUCACGAGCUCCGAUAACACCGUCACCGCCAGGUUUCUGGAGAACGGCGAGCUGGUUGUGAAAAUUUUCAGUGAAAAAUAUGGAUUGUUCGAUUACGUUCACAUGAUGAUCGGUGAUAUCGUGUUCCCGACGAAAACAACCCUAACUGUCGGCGACGUGGUGUGCUUCUCCAUGCCGUUACUUUCAUCCGACGGAGAUCCAGGAUAUUGGCAGUCUUCCGUACCUGAAUUAUUAUCGGUAGAUCCGAUCACGGGGAUAGGUAAUGCGCGAAGCGUCGGGCAUGCCGUCGUAAAACACAGUCUCGCAACUCACGUGCUGAGCGAAAUACAAGUUGAUAUUCUAUCAAUUUCACGGGUAUUUGUUCUUCCCCUGAGAGGAAAGAAUAUAACUGGCACGGAAAUCUUUAGCGUGCCACUCGUACUCAAGAGCAAAAACGAAGAGAUCAAGGAAAACAACGUGCUGGCAAGAGGUCUAGGUGGUUGUCGUACGUUAUCGUCAUUCGUACUGAACACGUUUCCCUAUACGUGUAACAUUCAGUUUGUCUCGUCAAUUUCGUCCGUCAACAUAAAAGAUCUGUUUCUCGUAAAGCCGCGAUUCGAUAUCGUGACUGGUUUUUAUUACUGCGACAUCAUACCGAUAAGUUUUCCAACUAUGGACACUAGUGUGUUGGAAAGUCGCAUUCAAAUCAGUGCUCAGAGCCGAGAUAUUGAAUCGGCAACGUUGGAACUUGCUUACUUGCCACCUGUGUACGUUGGCGUCAAGGAGAUCGUAUUUGCCCCCGGCCAAAGUUACGGUGGAUCAUCGUUGUCGUCAACUUUUGUUGUACACGGACUGCCAUUGGUGUUGGAGCAUCUUACCAUUGAUGUACCAAGCGGAGUAGUCGUUAGUUCGCAACAAUACGUUUCGAAAUCCUCGAUGCAAUAUAAACUGCGCUUAAUGAAUGAUCAGAAUGAGGUUCUGGGACAAAAAUUGUUUGUUGUGAAUGACUUGACCAAGCAAAAUAUAUCUCUUCACAUACGUGUGUCGUCAAGAUACAGUUCUCAUCUUACUCCCGUGUCUGGAGUGGAAGAAGUGGUCAACUACAUGUACUUUCGGAGAUAUACAUUCGGAAUGCUUCUCUCCAUUGCAAUUGCAAUAUUUUACGGAUGGAAACAUUGCGUGGCGAAAGGUGAUUUAACAAUCAGAAACAAAAGCGUUUUUGUCGACAAAUCUCCGCCGAUGUUGAGGAAGUCAAUCGGGCCUUGUACAACAACAAGUACCACGACCCCUAGCUCCAGUCCACUUCGGACCUCACUUUCACCAUUGAAACCGUUUUCCGCCUUUGAAACAUCGGUUUACGGUGACCCGCGAAGUUUCGGCACGCCUUAUCUUAGAAGAAGAGAAUUUGAGAAAAUAGAAUAGAAUAUAAAGAAAAGUGAGUGAUCUCGGAAAAAUAAUGACAGAGACUAAUAAUUUACAAACAUUUGAGAAGGAGUAACAUUUACUCGGAUAUUAAAAAGUUUUUAGUUGUUUUCUUUAAAUAUGAAGUACGCAACUUCUCGUGAGUUUUUU